Coturnix japonica (Japanese quail) is the source of this 1649-nucleotide messenger RNA. The record is from RefSeq and is a predicted model, not a curated record. NCBI's taxonomy places the organism in Eukaryota, Metazoa, Chordata, Aves, Galliformes, Phasianidae.
UGGGGCAGUGAUCUAUGGGGCUGUUCUCUAACCCGGGGGUCCCGCAGAGCUGCCGUUCCCCGCCGUCGCGCUGCCCCCCCCCGGAAUCCAGCUCUGAGCAACCCCCCCCCCCCCCCCAGCACCGGCCAUGGAGCCCCCCGGGGACACAGGGCCGGAGGGGCCGUUGGAGCCAUGCGGGGAGCUCCGUGCUGCGGGGCUGGAUGCGGCGGCGCGGGAGAGGCAGCUGCAGCGGGAGCUGCUGGCCCUGAAGCAGCAGCAGCAGCUCCAGAAGCAGCUGCUGUUCGCUGAGUUCCAGAAGCAGCACGAGCAUCUGACACGGCAGCACGAGGUGCAGCUGCAGAAGCACCUCAAGCAGCAGCAGGAAGCUUUGGCCGCCCGGCGGCAGCAGGAGCUGGAGCAGCAGCGGCAGCGGCAGGAGGCGAUGGAGCAACAACGCAUGGAGCAGCUGCAGGCGCUGCGCUGCAAGGAGAGGGGCAGAGAGAGUGAGAGGGGAUAUGGGGGGCAAUGGGGCUGGAACGCCCGUGGACGGGACCACCGUGAGGGCAGCGUGAGGCGCCCGCCAGCGGAGGUCAACGUGCCUGCAGUGUGCAGCAGCGCUCCGUGCUCGGGGCCCAGCUCCCCCAACAGCUCCCACUGCGCCAUCGCUGAGAACGGCUUCACCGGCUCCGUGCCCAACAUCCACGCCGAGCUGCUGCCCCAGCCCCGUGCACUGACCCUGGAUGGAGCCGGGCAGCUCAGCCUCUACACGUCCCCAUCGCUGCCCAACAUCAACCUGGGGCUGCAGGCAACCGUCACCGUCACCAACUCACACCUCAAUGCUUCCCCCCAGCCCGACUCUGAGCGCCCCCCGUUGGCGGCUCUCCGCGGUGGGGCUGCUCUCAGUGGGAAGCUGGGCUGUGUGCUGGGGGUGCCGCUGGACGGGGACCCCCCCGCGUCGCUGCUGCAGCACGUGCUGCUGCUGGAACAGGCCCGGCAACAGAGCGCCCUCAUUGCAGGUGAGUGGGGCCCCGGGACCACAGAUCCCAUAGAGAGAGACCCCAAUUCCCAUAUAGAUAGACCCCAAUUCCUAUAUAGAUAUACCCUAUCCUAUAUCCCUCUAUGGGGUCCAGGUGUGGUGUACGACACCUUCAUGCUGAAGCACCAAUGCACUUGUGGGAACACCCACAUCCACCCCGAGCACGCGGGGAGGAUCCAGAGCAUCUGGUCCCGACUGCAGGAGACGGGUCUGCGCGGCAAGUGUGAGCGGAUCCGGGGUCGGAAGGCGACGUUGGAGGAGAUCCAGGCGGUGCAUUCGGAGCAGCACGCGCUGCUGUAUGGAAAGCCCCUCAAUAGGCAGAAAUGGAUGGGAAAGAAGUGCUGGGUGGGUCCCAUCGGGCAGAAGACGUACGCAGUGCUGCCGUGUGGGGGCAUCGGGGUGGACAGUGACACGGUGUGGAAUGAGAUGCACUCGUCCAUCGCAGUGCGCACGGCCGUGGGCUGCCUGCUGGAGCUGGCCUUCAAAGUGGCCAAUGGGGACGUCAGGAAUGGAUUCGCUGUUAUCAGACCCCCCGGGCACCACGCGGAGGAGUCAGCAGCAAUGUGAGUGGAAUGGGGGGGGGUACAUAUGGGACCCCAGACCCUCCAAUAACACCCCUAUGGGACCCCAGACC